UUUACGGUUAUUUGGGUUUAGUGCUAAAUUAGUAUCAGGUUCUCUACCAUCAUCACGCAGAUUAGCAGCCGGAUCGCUGCCAUCUCAUCUAACGUUUUCAGGCCGACUCUUCUUUAAUAACUCACGUUGUUCAUGUCACAGACUCAUGCACUGCAAGUCGUGUUAUAACGCAUCUGCUGUUGUUACAACUAUAUAACCACAUGGGAACAUAUACCGAUUAGCAGUAUAAAGGGUGGCAGUGAGCUGUGAUUGUGGUAAUGAUGAAAGCUUGACAGAGUUGCUGCGUGUGACCGACUAAAAGUGGAGUUGAGAGAUUGACAAGCACAAAAACCACUUAUGGAUAUUCCUUUUUUAACCAAUGACCCCUUCAGAUUUCAAAUUAUGCCAUCUAAAACUGCAAAGAGCUCAGCUGCCUCCGCCAAGCCAAGAGGGAAAGGGUCGCAGCCUCGGGAUGACUCCGAAGACGAGCUGGAUGUACCCCCUCAAGAAACCAACUCCAAUGGCCAAGAGGAGGCACCGCCGACAACUGAUCCGUCUCACGGGGAAGCUGCCGAGGCGGUUGAUAAUCGAAGUUUGGAGCAGAUUCUCGGUAGCAUCCCUCCACCCCCGCCCCCAGCAAUGACCAAUGAACCGGGCGCUCCUCGCCUGAUGAUAACACAUUUAGUUAAUCGCAACUUUAAAUCGUACGCAGGCGAGGAGAUUCUGGGGCCUUUUCACAAGCGCUUUUCCUGCAUCAUUGGUCCAAAUGGAAGUGGGAAGUCCAAUGUGAUAGAUUCAAUGCUCUUUGUGUUUGGAUACAGAGCUCAAAAGAUCAGAUCGAAAAAGCUCUCAGUGCUGAUUCACAGCUCUGAUAAACACAAAGAUGUGCAAAGCUGUACCGUGGAGGUGCAUUUUCAAAAGAUUAUUGAUAAGGAAGGAGAUGACUACGAAGUCAUCCCCAACAGCAAGUUCUAUGUUUCCAGGACUGCCAACAAAGACAAUUCCUCAGCCUACUAUAUCAAUGGCAAGAAAGCCACAUUCAAAGAAGUGGGGGCUUUACUCCGAAGUCAUGGUAUUGACCUGGACCACAACAGAUUUCUGAUCUUACAGGGUGAGGUGGAGCAGAUUGCCAUGAUGAAGCCUAAAGGACAGACAGAGCAUGAUGAGGGCAUGCUGGAGUACCUGGAGGACAUUAUUGGCUCUUGCCGUCUCAAGGAGCCGAUCCAAACUUUGGCUCGCCGCAUUGAGAUACUCAAUGAGCAGAGAGGAGAGAAGCUAAACCGAGUGAAGCUAGUGGAAAGGGAGAAGAAUGCUCUAGAGGGAGAAAAGAACAAAGCUGUGGAGUUCCUCACUCUAGAGAAUGACAUCUUCAAACAUAAGAGCCAGCUGUACCAGUACUAUGUUCAUGAUCUGCAGAAACGUGUGGUGGAUAAAGACCAGGAAAAGCAAAAGAUCCUGGAUGAUACCAAGGAACUCACUGAGAAAAAUGCAAAGAUUUCGCAGGAGAUGGAGAAAAUGAACCAGGAGCUCAAAAAUGUGGAAAAGAAACAAAAUAAGCUCAACAAGUACAUUGAGACCCAGAAGGAGAAGUUCACCCAGCUGGAUCUGCAGGAUGUUGAAGCGCGUGAGAAGAUUAAACACUCCAAGAGCAAGAACAAGAAAUUGCAGAAGCAGCUGGAAAAGGACAAAGAAAAGCUGGAGGAAGUGCGCGGUAUACCAGCUAGCAGCGAGAAGGCCAUCUCUGAGGCAACAGCUCGCAAGGAAGACCUGGAGAAGCAGAAAGUGAAAGAAGAGGAAAAACUUAAAGAGGUGAUGGAGAGUCUGAAGGAGGAGACCAGCGGCUUGCAGCAGGAUAAAGAGAAAAAAGAGAAAGAGCUCAUGGAACUUAGUAAAGCUGUAAACGAGACCCGGUCUCGUAUGGACCUCGCUCAGUCAGAGCUUGACAUCUACCUUAGCCGCCACAACACAGCUCUGACACAGCUUAAUACGGCCAAGCAGACACUUCAAUCAACCUCUGACACGCUGCGGGAUCGUCGCACCACCAUCAAAGACCUCGAAGUCAAAAUACCCCAGAAACAACAGGAGCUCAAGAAGGACGAGGGAGAGCUAGAACAGCUGAUGAAGAUGGAUAAUGAGACGAGGGAAGUGGUGAGGGAAUUAAGGCAAAAGGUGGAUGAAGCCAAGAGCUCUCUGUCCUCUAAUCGCAGUCGAGGAAAAGUUCUGGAUGCCCUCAUGCAGCAGAAGAGGAGUGGCAAAAUCUUUGGCAUCUUUGGAAGACUGGGAGACCUUGGAGCCAUAGAUGAGAAGUACGAUGUGGCCAUUUCCUCUAGCUGUGGUGCUCUGGACAACAUUGUGGUGGAUACCAUUGACACAGCUCAGAAAUGUGUCACAUUCCUCAAAGAACAGAACAUCGGGGUUGCCACUUUCAUCGGACUUGAUAAGAUGAAGGUGUGGGAGAAGAACAUGGCUUCCAUUCGCACUCCAGAGGACUGUCCUCGUCUCUUUGACAUGGUGCGAGUGAAAGAUGAGAGUGUUCGCCCAGCUUUCUACUUUGCCUUAAGGGACACCCUGGUGGCCCAAGACAUGGAGCAAGCCACAAGGAUAGCGUUCCAGAAAGACAAGCGGUGGAGAGUGGUCACCCUGAAGGGACAGAUAAUUGAGAUGGCUGGAACCAUGACUGGAGGAGGAAGAGUAUUGAAGGGUAGAAUGGGCUCUUCAAUUGGUACUGAGGUUUCCCAGGUGGAGCUCGACCACAUGGAGAGAAAGCUAAAUGAGAAAGUGUCGGUGCUUCAGGGCUGCCAAGAGGGAAAGCUGCAGCUGGAGGAAAAUGUCCAGCGUCUGCGGCCGCAGCUCCGAGACAUGAAGAACACCCUGGAGAAAUACGCCAACAGCAUGACUAGUCUAGCUGACCAGGAGACUCACUUGAAACUUCAGCUCAAGGAACUUGAAGCCAAUGUGCUGGCAGCUGCCCCAGACAAGGCCAAACAGAAACAGAUGGAGAAGAGCCUGGAGGCCUUCAAAAAAGACUAUGAGGCAGCAUCCAGUAAGGCUGGGAAAGUGGAAAAUGAGGUGAAAAGGCUUCACAACCUCAUUGUGGACAUCAAUAGCCACAAGCUGAAGGCUCAGCAGGACAAGCUUGACAAGGUCAACAAGGAGCUAGACGAGUGCUCCUCCACCAUAACCAAGGCCCAAGUGGCAAUAAAGACAGCUGAUCGCAACCUAAAGAAGUGUGAGGAGAGUGUAGCUCGUGUGCAGGGCGAGCUGGAGGAAAAUGAGAAAUCAAUGGCAGAACUCGCAGAACAACUGAAGAAACUGGAAGAUGAGGCCGGAGAGGUCAUGAAAAAUUGUCAAGAGGCUGAGGCUGCACUACCGGAGGUACAGGAGCAGUAUCAGGGGGUCCUGAAGGAGAUAAAGGUUCUGCAGCAGCAGGAGCAUGCACUGCAGGAGGAGUCCCUGAGUGUCCGGCUCUGCAUCGAGCAGAUCGAGACAACAAUCACUGAGCACAACAACAAGAUCAAACACUGGCAGAAAGAGGCCACCAAGCUGUCCCUUCAUACCAUUGAGGACAAGCCAGCAGAGGAGCUUCCUGUACUUACUGCAGCUGAACUUGAGGAAAUCUCAGACCCCAACAUCGUUAUCAACAAGAUGAUCACGCUGGAGACCAAGUGUGCUCAGAUGAAGCCCAACCUCGGGGCCAUCGCUGAGUACAAGAAGAAGGAGGAGCUGUACCUGCAGCGUGUGGCCCAGCUGGAUGAGAUCACGACUGAGAGGGACAAAUUCAAACGUGGCUACGAGGAGAUGCGCAAACAGCGCCUCAAUGAGUUCAUGACGGGAUUCAACAUGAUCACAAACAAGCUGAAGGAAAACUACCAGAUGCUUACACAGGGUGGUGAUGCAGAGCUGGAGCUGGUGGACAGUUUGGACCCUUUCUCUGAGGGCAUCAUGUUUAGUGUUCGUCCUCCAAAGAAAAGCUGGAAAAAGAUCUUCAACCUGUCAGGAGGAGAGAAGACGCUCAGCUCCUUGGCUCUGGUGUUUGCUCUGCACCACUAUAAACCCACACCCCUCUACUUCAUGGACGAGAUCGACGCUGCUCUGGAUUUCAAGAAUGUCUCCAUUGUGGCCUGUUACAUUUAUGAGCAAACAAAGAACGCUCAGUUCAUCAUCAUCUCUCUGAGGAACAACAUGUUUGAGAUCGCCGAUCGUCUCAUCGGCAUCUACAAAACUCACAACACCACCAAGAGUGUGGGAAUCAACCCAAAGACCAUCGUCUUUAAGGAGUACGAUGCCGUCACUGCUUAAACUUCUUUAUAAAUCUUUUUGCUGUUCAACUUUCCUUUUAACACCAUGUAAAUAUGUUUUGUCCUGUCCUACACGAGGAAAUGCUGCUACUCUUAUUUUCAGAACGAAUAAAUGUUUUCUGGUAAGAAA
Messenger RNA from Amphiprion ocellaris (clown anemonefish), 4407 nucleotides. It is a transcript of the gene smc4, whose product is annotated as structural maintenance of chromosomes 4. The record is from RefSeq and is a predicted model, not a curated record. Gene Ontology annotation, biological process: mitotic chromosome condensation. Bases 337 to 4278 code for a protein of 1313 amino acids. Gene Ontology annotation, molecular function: ATP hydrolysis activity; protein binding; ATP binding. The transcript has 23 exons. Gene Ontology annotation, cellular component: chromosome. Lineage: Eukaryota; Metazoa; Chordata; Actinopteri; Pomacentridae.